UCUCACCCCACUAAGGCUCGUUUUUAAUCUACGACAGUGACAAGCGCCGCUGGCGCCACGGUGAGGCACAGCUGGGCUGCUCUCGAAGCUUGGGAAGAAUGGCGGCGCAUCAGGCUGACGCCAGUGCUCGGAUCCUGUCAGCGGAGGCUCGGCGUCGUUGACGGCUUCUCGUGCCUGCGGUGCUCCAGUAUGCGCAACGGAUGCGGCCUGCAAAGGGAACGGCGGCAGCGGGGCAGUGUCGGGGUGCCGUUUGUGCUCGCGUGUUCGUGACAGUAACCCUAAUGCUAUGUAAAUAACUGUGCCCCGGGCUGGGACCCCUGGGCGAUGCCAUCGGUGUAGUGGCGGCGCCGAUGGCCUCGAAGCGCAAUGGCCCCGAGCUGUGGACGGCCGCGUACGACUACAAUGCGUCGGGCGACGACGAGCUGUCGCUGCGACGGGGCCAGACGGUCGAAGUGCUGUCCAAGGAUGCGCGCAUCUCAGGCGACGACGGCUGGUGGACGGGCAAGAUCGGCGAUCGGGUGGGCAUCUUUCCCUGCAACUUCGUACAGGCCCUCGAGCUGCGUCCGCGCGAGAUCUCGUUCAGCGAGCUCGAGCUCGAGGAGGUGAUCGGUGUGGGCGGCUUCGGCAAGGUGUACCGCGGCCUGUGGCGGGGCCAGGAGGUGGCCGUCAAGGCGGCCCGCCAGGACCCCGACGAGGACGUGGGCGCCGCGGCGCAGAGCGUGCGCCAGGAGGCGCAGCUCUUCUGGCGCCUGGCGCACCCGAACGUGGUCAGCCUGCUGGGCGUGUGCCUCGAGCCGCCCAACUUGUGCCUCGUCAUGGAGUACGCCCGGGGCGGACCGCUAAACCGCGUGCUGGCGGGCCGCCGGGUGCCGCCCGAGGUGCUCGUCGACUGGGCCGUGCAGAUCGCGCGCGGCAUGCACUACUUGCACGUCGAGGCGUCGCUCAUCCACCGCGACCUCAAGUCCAGCAACGUGCUGCUCAGCGAGCCGUACGCCGAGCGCAGCAGGAAGACCCUCAAGAUCACCGAUUUCGGCCUCGCUCGCCAGGUGACCGGCACGACGCGCAUGUCGACGGCCGGCACUUACGCCUGGAUGGCCCCCGAGGUCAUCAAGUCGUCCACGUUUUCGCGCGCCAGCGACGUCUGGAGCUACGGCGUCCUCCUCUGGGAGCUGCUGACGGGCGAGACGCCCUACAAGGGCAUCGACGCCCUGGCCGUCGCCUACGGCGUGGCCGUCAACAAGCUCACGCUUCCCAUCCCGUCCACCUGCCCGGCGCCCUUCUCGCAGCUCAUGCAAGCCUGUUGGAACUCAGACUCUCAUCAACGUCCGUCGUUCUCGGCCAUCCUGACUGAACUGGACAAGAUAACACGGUCACCUUUCAUGAGCACACCACACGAAUCGUUUCACACACUCCAGGAGGACUGGCGGCAUGAGAUUGCACAUCUCUUCGAUGAGGUGCGGUGCCGGGAGAAGGAGCUGCGGUGCCGUGAAGAAGAACUGCAUCGUGCCUUCGUGCAGCAGAAGCUGCAGGAAGCCCUGCUGCUCCAGCGGGAGCAGGAGCUUGCCGAGCGCGAGAUCAGCCUGCUUGAACGCGAGCUCAAUGUCAUGAUCCUGGCCCAGCAGGAGCACGCACCCCCAACACCUCGUAAACGGGGCGGCCACUUUCGCAAGUCGCGGCUGCGGCUGCUCAGAGCGGGCGCCCAGAUCAGCAUGCCUUCUGACUUCCGGCACAACAUCACAGUGCAGCACACACCAACACACGAUUUCCGGUCUCUGCGGAUGCCGGCCAGCCCCGAAAGCCCCCCUGCUUCACCAAGCUUGCCAAGGUUGAGGGCCUAUGCAUUGCCUCCAGACGGGGGCCUCAAGGGCAAGACAUGGGGGCCCAGUUCUGUGCACCAGAGGGAGCGGCAGAGCCCUCGUGCCCGGAAGCACCUGCUGGUUGACGCCAACAAGCGCUGGUCCCGCUCGGCGCCAAACUUGCCCCGCGGGGAUGAGGACGACCAGGCGACAAUGAUAACGCCCCUCCUGGCUGGCACAUCUGCCACCAACGUGUCAUCUUCGUCGUCCGCUCCGCGGCGGCCCCCUUGUCUGCGGCGUGGCACCGAGCUACUGCUCUUCAAUGCGGCUGCACUGCUUGCGGCACCCGGCGCCGGUUUCGAUGUGCGCAUGGCGCCUCGCACGCAUCCGCGACUGGGCACCGCGGGAGGAGCCCCCGAGGACGUCCCGCUGUACCCCGUCUGCGCCGCCGCCAAUGAGCAGGCAGCAGCCAGCGUCUCAUCGCUCAACACCAGCCUGCAUGGCCACAGGCAACAGCUCAGCUUGGACGCAACGCGGUGCCCGCUGUCGCCAUUCGGGCGGCGGAAAUCCUCGACGGCAUCAAACGACAGCUCGAGUGACCAGGCAUAUGCGAGCUCGGCGAGCAGCUCGGGCGCGCCUCUGUCGCCGCCUGAGGGCGGCCGCCUUGAGGUGUGGUCACCACGGCAGAGGCCUCGCCCGCUGCCCACCCCGAGCAGCGAGUCACGCGUGCGCUUCACAAUUGGCGUCGGGACAGAGCCGGCAACGUGCAGUCGCGCAGCUGGCACCAGCGACCCGGCCGAGCCGCUUUCCCUGUGAGCUACGCACAGAAAUAGGACAGUGCAGAACGUGAUGCGAGCACUCUGGGGGGAAGAGAAGUGGGCAGGACAAAUGCUGGACUUCCAGCUCAGGCUUAUUUUUUCCAUAAUGAAGGUCCAGUUGGAAUUCAGCAGCACUGCAGUUUUUCUUUUAUGCAUAAAGGCUCCAGCUCGGGCUCAUUGAGUUCAGACUAACUGUCCUCCGCUUGUGUCUUUGUCUGCUUAACCUUUGUAUAUACAAUUGAUGGGAAAGUGGAGGACUGACAUCCUUAACACUAAGAGCCAGAGCACUUAUUUAUGAGCUGUGGGUGAUGGUAGUGCUGCUGAAUCCAGAGCAGGUUCCACAGAAGCUGUAUUCGUGUAUGUCCAACACUCGUCCUGGUGCAUAUGCUUUGUUCUGCGCUGGCCUAUUUUUGUAUGUGCGAUGUACCGACUCGCCCAGCAAGCAACCUCCCCGUGAGCUAGUCUGCUGCUGCAAACAUUCCAGGACACUGCCAGGCAUGACGAACAAAAAAAAAACCUCACACAUUCCACAACCCUUUUUUCGUAACAGAGAGUCCCUUCCUUUGUCGUGCUGCGCCCUCAAGCACUUCCCCCAUGAUGGAGAAAAACCUGUGACUACCAUUCGUCAUCUUGUGUGUGCAGCGAGUCAACGGCGUGACAGACUUCUAUGCCAGUGUCAGCAAGGCUGGGGCUUGAGCUGCAAGUUCGUGAACCUCUGCUUUUGUCAGUUUAUUCCAGUGAACAGUCAGUCACGUGUGUCGAAAAAUGCAGUUUUGUCUUCUGUGGCUGCUUGUGAAAGAAAAAAAAAAAAAAAAAAAAGAAUCGUACUGCACUCAA
This is a messenger RNA of Dermacentor silvarum, 3451 nucleotides long. RefSeq names its product mitogen-activated protein kinase kinase kinase 9. Lineage: Eukaryota; Metazoa; Arthropoda; Arachnida; Ixodida; Ixodidae. The record is from RefSeq and is a predicted model, not a curated record. Gene Ontology annotation, biological process: protein phosphorylation. The transcript is spliced from 5 exons. Bases 351 to 2612 code for a protein of 753 amino acids. Gene Ontology annotation, molecular function: JUN kinase kinase kinase activity; ATP binding; protein binding.